GCCCUCCUUCUUCGGGACAGCGCCCACCUAGUGGCCGACUACGGAAAGGGGAAGUCAUGCACAGGGAAACUGAAGGAGCCGUCGGAGAAGACAAAGGACAGGAGGCAGCUGGAGCAGGAUGAGCACAGCACUGUGGAUGUGAGGGGGGCCAAGGGUGCCAAACGAGCUGAGAAAAUGUACGACAACGACGAGCCCUCCUCCAGCAGCCACCGAAGGCACGCUAGCCACAGUGGCGCCCUGACCUCUGGCAAAGUCAAGAUGAUCAUGGCUGGGCUGUGCGGAGUCCUCCUGGUGCUGCUGGGUAAGAGCUGGGAAGGGCUGGGAUUCCCCUGCGGCAAGGAGACCCUCGAUCCAUCCCGAAGCACAUGA
Molecule: messenger RNA, 369 nt
Organism: Guillardia theta CCMP2712
Lineage: Eukaryota; Cryptophyceae; Pyrenomonadales; Geminigeraceae
Exons: 7
Source: RefSeq, a predicted model, not a curated record